AUGUUAUCACUACCGCAGGAGCAAGCCGACCAAUCAGGUCACGCGAAAGGCCAUCGCAGAACUCGCUCCGCAGCAGAUUCCGCGUUCUUCGGGAGCCUCAAUUCCGCCAGUGCGCUCCGCUCCUCUGGUGCGCGCGAGGGGCCGCGGAACAGCGAUGAUGGCGCGGGGAGCAGCGGAAGCGAGAUGGCCGUGCGCAGCCGGAGGCAUGUCCUUUCGACACUGUCCGCGCGGGAGCGCGAGGCUCCUGGCGGUCGAGAAACAGACGCGCAGCGGCGGCGCAGUCACGAACACCAGCCGCCGUCGAGAAUGACCGUCGCCGGCUCGAGGGACGGCGCACACGAGGGUUCAGGCGCAUCCCGUCCCGGCGGGGGGGCUGCUUUGGUAUCGGAUGGAUUUGCUUCCUCGGGGGGAAGGGCUGCAGGGUUGGGUUUAAGUGCAGCAGGCGUACGAACAGCAGGUAUGGACUCAGGAGCCCCAUGCAUGUCACGAGCGGGAACUGCGCCGGUAGGGGGAGCGCAUUCGCUGGAGCGGAAGAAAGGGCCCGUUGCGGCGCCCCAUUUGCGGCCUGACCGCCGGCGCACUAUGAGCUGGGACGGCAGCAAUGACCCUCUGGCUGCCGGCCGGCUAGACCCGUCUGUCUUGGCUGGAGCGGUGGUGUACGACCGAGCAGCGUUCCCGGUGGCGGGAGCAGGCCCGCAUCCGGGCAGAGAGCCGCGCCCGUCCUCCAGCGGGGCUGGCUCGUUAGCAGCACGCAGACAGCGCAGACUGUCCCCGUUACAAGCCUCAGGGCAGCUCACGGGUCCGCUUGUCAAUCCUGAAGCCGUGGCCUCCCCGCAGCUGCCACCGCGCGCAGGCGGGGGGACGUCAGGGGCGGGAGGAGUUAGGGUUUCCGCGCGGGAAGGGGCGGGCGGUGGACUGUGGUCGCCGCAGGAGCAGGCAAGCGGGGGCCAUGGCAGGGGGGGCAGUGGCGGGGCGGCGGCAGGGGCGGCGGGAGCAGCUGAAAUGCUGGCAGGAGCUGGAAUUCCUAGGGGAUCGUCGAUAACUGCGAGCUCACCUAGGCACAGGCUCUCUAGAGGAAGCAGUGGGGGCAGUAGCACAGGCGCCGCCCUCCCCCCCCUGUCCCCUCAGGUUCAGCAGGUGAUGCAGCAAGAGCACGGACAUGCAGGGCAGCAGCAGGGAUCGCAGGUACCUCCGCCUCGUGCAAUGACAACCGUUGAUGGGAUGGUUGAGGCGAUGGAUCGAGGGACAGCAGAGCAGCGGGUGGAAGCGGUGGUGCAGCUGAGAGCAGCAGUGAAGGAGAGCUGUGAGAACAGGCAGCGGCUGCUGGAGCGAGAAGACGGGGUGCCCAUCCUUCUCGACUUUCUCGAUGAGGCCGUUGCUGCUCUGGGCGGAGGGGGAGGGAGGGCGGCAGGGCGGGAGGGGCGGGGGCGGGGAGUGAUGGAUCCUGCGCUGUUGGUGGACUGUGCAGUGGCCGUGGUGCUGCAGCUGUGCCAGUCACGCGAUGGCGCAGCCGAGUUCAUCGAUGUGGGUGGCGUGCCGUCCCUUGUGGAUGUGCUCUCUCACACCGGGCCAGCCGGCACGGCAGGAGCGGGGGCAGGAGCAGGAGCGUCAGCAGGGGGGACGUCAGGCAUUUCGAGCAUGGUGAAGGGGAAUGCAGCCGCGGCGCUGUUUGCGCUUUCCUCGUGGGACGACGUGAUGGACGAAUCUGCGAAUGCCAGCAGGAAUGGGAACGGUGCUGGCCCGAGUAGGAACAUUCACAAGACUAAGAUCCAAGCUGCAGGAGCCAUCCCCUCGCUUGUCCGCUUGCUCACGAAUGAGACCGCAAGGUGCAGAAAAGACGCAGGGCUUGCCCUCUUCUCCCUCUCGCAGGACCUGUCGUGUGCGAAUGAGAUCGUGAGGGAAGGCGCUGUGAGCAUUCUAGUGGAUCUUCUGGGGGAUAAGAGGCCAGGGGUUGAGGAGAAAGCCAUGGCUGUGCUGGCCAAUCUUGCGAGGAGGGCGCUGGAGAGUGAGUCUGAGAGGGCGCGGGAGGAGGCGCUGUGGACGCUGCACCAUCUGGUUACCACAGGGGUUGUGGCGCCUGCGGUGCUGCUGAAAGAUGGGGCGCUGUUUCCGAUUGCGAAGCUGGCUUGCAAGAAAGGGGCUCUUGCAGAGGCCAAGGAGCUGCACCGGAUCUUGAUGACUGCAAGAAAAGGGGGCAGCGACUCGCUGACUCAAUCCAACUCCCAGCGCAAUCUCAGCAAGGCGCGGCGGCAAAAAGGCGGAGAGGCGGAGUCGUCCUCUCCGGGGGGAGCGCAAGCGGCGGAGGCACAUCCGGGAGCAGGAGCAGAGCCCGCGUCGUGGGACGGGCGGCGGGAGCGGGAGCCGCUGGAAGCGGCGCAACGAUCGCCGCAGGCGUUGCAGCAGUCGCUGGCGUCGCCCGCGCAACUUUCCCCGAAGCCGAUGGGCGCGGGGGUGCAGCAGGGGGAGGUGCAGGGGGGAGCGCGCGAGGAGCAGCAACAGCGGCAGCAGCAGCAGUUUGCGCAGCGACCGCAAGCGCAGCCGUCGCCGCCUCCGCAGCAGCAGGCGCCGUUCUCUCAGCCGCUCAUGCAGGCUCCCCAUUGGACGGGCGGAGGCUUCGCCGCGUCCGCCACAGGGCGGAGAAGCGGGGAGCGGGGCAGAGCGCAGGAGGGCAUGGGCGGAGCGGGCCCGGGGGGAACGAGCCCAAUGGGGGGGGUUAACGUGAGCGCAUUGGUUGGGGGGGCGAUGAUUGGGGCAGUCGGGGGAGCAACGCCGCCCAGGGACGCGCGGGUGCCUGCCGCGGGCGCGGGGGGAGCGCAGGCGAAGGCGCAGCAGGACGACGGCAUGGGGCGAGGCGCGUACCCCGCCUCCCGCGACUACUACCCCUCGCAGGGCGUCCCCACGCCGCACGGCACAGCCUCGGGCGCAGCUUCGGAACCCUGGCGCCAAGCCAGCGAGGCAGGCUCGGCGGUACGGCCGUGGGAGGUGCUGGGGGGGAUGAAGGAGGAGGAGUGGGCGGCGUUCAAGGGGUGGGUGGAGUCCACGUGGCGCUGCCGCCGCUGUGGCAGCCCCAGGGACGAUUUCACCGACCACCCUGUAGCCAUGGCCCUGCUGCAGCGCUGCGGUAUCAGCCCCCCCAGCAGCGCCGGCCAACCCGCCUCCUCCCCUCUCCACUCUGACGGCAGUGGAAGGUUCUCCGCACCUUCCUGGCAGCGGCAGCAGGGGGUGGGGGGCGGGGGCGGAGGGGAUGUGCAGAGGGGGGCGGUGGAUGCGCGCAGUCAUGGGGGCGGGUCCCCCCUGAACCCCUCCUCCAAGCGCCACUCCUUUGACGCCUCCCCUCUUGCCUCCACCACCACCACCAGCACCUUCACCGCCGGGCUAGGCCCGGACGCGUGCCCGCACCUGCGAGGCAGCAGCGGGGACGGGGAGGGCAGUGGGGAGAACAGCGGUAGGCUCGCCCCAGGCGGGGACUACAAGGGGCAGGGGAACAGAAACUUCGACGAAAGCGCCCUGCAGGAGGUGCGGGCGCGGCUGGAAAUGGGGGGGGUGGGCGGAGGGGGAGGGGGAGGGGGGGGAAGAGGCGGGGGCGGGCUGGCGCGGACGAUGAGCAACACGGAGGUGCUGCAGAGGAAGCUGCUGGCGGCCAUCACGCGCGCGCACCAGGUGUAUUUCAUCGACAAGGAGCCGAACGGCAGCCUGGUGUUUGACUACCUGCUGUCCGCACUGCUGGAGGUGACCGAGUCCAUGUUCGGGUUCAUCUCGUCCGCGCUGCUCAAGGCCGAUGGCACGCCCUACCUCAAGGUGUGUGUGCUGGCAUGCCGUGCCUCAAGGUCUGGCUGGGUGGUGUGUGUGUGCUGGGCUGGUGUGGGGUGUGCGUGCCUCGCCUGCAUGCUGUCCGCACUGCUGGAGGUUACCGAGUCCAUGUUUGGGUUCAUCUCCUCCGCUCUGCUCAAGGCCGACGGCUCACCCAACCUCAAGACCCAUGCAAUGACGAACGUGGCGUGGAGCAAGGAGCUGAGGGCGUGGUACGCGGCCAACAGCCACAAGGGGCUCGUCUUCACCAACCUCAACACCCUCCACGGCACCGUGGUGCUCACAGGGCAACAGGUGGGUGAAAAAGGGCAGCAGGUGCACGUGGUGCUCACUAACGAUGCUCGCAACGACCCCAGGUCGAGAGGAGUCCCUCCAGGCCACCCCCCGAUCGACAAGUUCAUGGGCAUCCCCCUCUACACCGGCACCGAGCUCAUCGGCGUCUUUGCCGUGGCCAACCGGGCGGCGGGGUACGAUGAGCAGCUGGUGAAGGAGAUUGAGCCGCUCACCAUGACCAUUGCCCAGAUGAUCUAUGCUGUGAAUGAGCGGAAGAGGCGCAAGGAGGCGGAGCUGCACUUGUCGAGUGUUGUGCAGCUGGUGAAGGAGAUCGAGCCGCUCACCAUGACCAUUGCCCAGAUGAUCUAUGCUGUGAAUGAGCGCAAGCGGAGGAAGGAGGCGGAGCUGCAUUUGUCGAGUGUGGUGCAGCUCUCUCUCACCCUCCACUGCCUGCCCCUCUCUGUGCCUGCACUGCACAGUGCUCCUGUUGCGAAGGAGGGCAUAAUGUCCCUGGCGCACAGCGGGCAUGUGACCUCCAUGAACCUGUCAGCGCGCCAGAUGUUUGGCUUUGCACAGCCGGGGGACGCGCCCCUGCCGGGCAGCAUGCGCGAGGGCGUGGCGGCGCCCGCCAACCUGCAGCUCAAGGACCUGCUCGUGGAGAUUGAUGGCCACCGCGACAUGCUCACGGCUGGGGGUAUGUGUUGGUGGGUGGGACUAGGCUCACACUUGAGGGCGGUGUGUGCUGCUAAGUUCACUCAUGGUGGGGAAGGGCGUGGCGUGGCGGCGCCCGCCAACCUGCAGCUCAAGGACCUGCUCGUGGAGAUAGACGGUCACCGGGACAUGCUCACUGCUGGAGGUGUGUCUUUGUUGUGCUGGGGUGGGGUGGAGUGGGAGGUUGCUGCUGGGAUUCACUCAUUGUGGGGAAGAGUGGGGCUUACUGUUGGGGUGGGGGGGGAAUGUCUUGGUGAUUGCAGGGGGCUGGACCACGCGUCAGGGCAGGUGCACAAGGGCACGGGGUUCCGCACGGACGGCAGCACGUUCCCCCUCGAGAUCUCCCUCUCCAAGGGCAACUACGACACCGUCUUCUAUGUCGCCGUGCUCAGAGACAUCUCAGAACGGCUCGAGGCGGAGAAGAAGCUCAAGGUGAGAGCAAGGUUGAGGCAGGGAGAAGGGGUUGUCAGAGAGCACACAGUAUCCCUGUCCAAGGGCAACUACGACACCGUCUUCUAUGUCGCCGUGCUCAGAGACAUCUCAGAACGGCUCGAGGCGGAGAAGAAGCUCAAGGAGAGCGAGGAGCGGUGGCUGUAUGCGCUGUCGGGCAGUGAUGACGGAGUGUGGGACUGGAACGUGCGCGACAACACCAUGUUCUUCUCUGAUCGCUGGAAGCAGAUGCUCGGCUACGAGCCUGGCGACAUUGGGUCAACGCUAGACGACUGGGAGCGGCUGCUCCACCCGGAGGACAAGGACCGCGCGUAUGCAGACCUCAAGGAGCACCUGGACGGCGUGACGGCGCAGUUUGUGAACGAGCAGCGCCUGCGGUGCAAGGACGGGUCGUGGCGCUGGUUCCUGCACCGCGGCAAGCUGCUCUCCAAGACGGACGAUGGCGAACCGCUGCGUUUCCAACGGGACCGCGUGCUCACCAUCAGAGACUCGGGCGACAUGCUGCUGCAGAUCAUCAACGACAUCCUCGACUACUCCAAGAUCGAGUCCGGCAAGCUGGACAUGGAGCAGACGCUCUUCAACGUCGUGCAGGCGGUAGUAGUAGAGCGCGUGGCGGAGCUGCUCAUCCACAACGCCGAGUCCAAGGGGCUCGACAUCGUGAUCGAGAUCGAGCCGGAGACGCCCGUGUUCCUGGUGGGGGACGCCGGGCGCACGCUGCAGGUGCUGAUUAAUCUCGUCGACACGGGGAUUGGCAUUCCCAAGGAGCGCAUCGGCCGCCUCUUCACCAAGUUCUCCCAGGUGGACGCCUCAACAACGAGAAGGUUCGGAGGAACAGGGCUCGGGCUGGCAAUCUCAAAGCAGCUGGUGGAGCUGAUGGGCGGCCGCAUAUCAGUGCACAGCGAGUUCCGCCGCGGCUCCCACCUUCACCGUGCGCCUGCCCGUCAACACCCACCACCCCGCCUACGCCGCCGUCGCCGCUCUCAACCCGCCGCUCCCCACGCCCUCCCACGCCCUCCGCCCACCUCCGGCCACUCGGCUUCUGUGCUCUCCCCCGAGUCGCCUGCUGCGGCCGGCACAUCUUCCUAUGCGUCGUCGGGUCCGCUGCCCGUGCCGCUGGUUGUGCCGCCUGAGUUCCAAUCCAUCCGUCGUGCUGCUCGUGAGCCCGCUCGAGGUGAGUGCAAGGUGGGCCUGUGCUUGAGGCGCCUCAAAGGCCAUUUGCAUUCCCCGCAAGCUGCUGCCCAUCCGUGCCGCUGGUGGUGCCGCCAGAGUUCCAGUCAUCCGUGUGCUGCUCGUCAGCCCGCUGGAGUCCCUCUUCCCCCCCAAUGUCCCCUCCUCUCCCAGGUGACAGUGUGUGCAAUGCAGAAGCAGCUGGAGGCAUGGAAGGUGCCGCACGCGUGCCUCACCUGCACGCCAGAAGAGGCCUUCCUCAAGAGGCUCCCUGCCGGCUCUCUGCCGCCCGCGCCCGCCCCUGCCAGCCGGCCAACCGGCGCCCGCCACGUGGCGCGACGGGCGGUGUUGGAGCUGUUGGGGAGGGAGCGCGUGGGGGUGGUGGUGCUGCUGAAGCGGUCGCAGACUCACUUCCCGCUCCUCCCGUUUCCCCUCCUUGACACGUCACACCUCCCCUCCGCACCUGUGCCACCAGGUGCGCCCCAAGGCACUGCUGGAGGCGAUGGAAUCGGCCAUGCAGAGCACCCCCCGGCGGCGAGGGCCUGUUCCUGUCGUCGGGGCGGCGCAGGCAGCAGCCGCGGCCCCGCUGCGGAGGAGCAUGGGGCCGAAGCUGAAGUGGCCCGCAUCCUGCUGGCUGAAGACAACCUGGUGGGUGGCACGCAGGGGGUAUGA
Molecule: messenger RNA, 7083 nt
Organism: Closterium sp. Naga37s-1
Lineage: Eukaryota; Viridiplantae; Streptophyta; Zygnematophyceae; Desmidiales; Closteriaceae
Source: the annotation of a GenBank genome assembly